AUGUCGGAAAUUAAUGAGAUUCUGGCUACUACGACUCAAAUAAGUGACAAUAAUUCUACUUUAAAUGAGAGUCAUAACAAUGAAUCAGGGGUAGAUCCAAGCCCUGGUUUUGAAGAACCAUACGUUG
Molecule: messenger RNA, 127 nt
Organism: Racocetra persica
Lineage: Eukaryota; Fungi; Glomeromycota; Glomeromycetes; Diversisporales; Gigasporaceae
Source: the annotation of a GenBank genome assembly